AUGAUUUUUAUGGAACCAUCUGGAGCUGACAUUGCUCUUAAGUUAUACAGGCCUGCAGAAUUAAAUGAUAAGGUAUCACUUGCUUGUCUACCAGAAAAGGACUAUAUUGUACCAGAUGGUACUGAAUGUUUUGUGACAGGCUGGGGAGAAACACAGGGAACGGGUGGACAGGGUUACCUGAAAGAAGCCGCUGUCCCAGUUAUUGAGAAUAAUGUCUGCAGAAGUCCAUUAUUUUUGAAUGGUCAUGUGAAGGAGCACGAGAUGUGUGCCGGAAAAAUUGAAGGUGGAACAGAUACCUGUCAGGGUGACAGCGGUGGUCCUCUAGUCUGCAAAACCCAGAACAAGUUUGUUCUUCAGGGAGUGACAUCAUGGGGUGUUGGCUGUGCAGAUGCCAUGAAACCAGGAGUCUACGUCCGUGUCUCUAAGUUUGUUGAAUGGAUAGAAAAAACAAUUAGAGGUUAAUGUUAAACGCAAACAUGCGCUCGCCUACUGACGUACUGUAUAUGAAUGAAAAGAUUUAAAAUUAUAAGUUGAAAUACUUGUUCAACUGUUUUACAUACAUUGGGGGGCAGUCGUGGCCUAAUGGUUAGAGGGUUGGACUCGUGACCAGAAAGUUGCCGGUUCGAUCCUCAGGUCAGGCGGGUAACGAUUGAGGUGUCCUUGAGCAAGGCACCUAACCCCUACUUGCUCCCCGGGCGCUGCAGCGAUAGCUGCCCACUGCUCUGGGUGUAUGUGUGUUCACCACUUGCUGUGCGUGUGUUCACUACUCUCUGGAUGGGUUAAAAGCAGAGGUAU
Messenger RNA from Triplophysa dalaica, 795 nucleotides. RefSeq names its product plasminogen-like. The record is from RefSeq and is a predicted model, not a curated record. Gene Ontology annotation, molecular function: serine-type endopeptidase activity. The transcript has 4 exons. Bases 1 to 462 code for a protein of 153 amino acids. NCBI's taxonomy places the organism in Eukaryota, Metazoa, Chordata, Actinopteri, Cypriniformes, Nemacheilidae. Gene Ontology annotation, biological process: proteolysis.